CUGGUACUAACCAUAAAGAAGCACACAACACAUUUUAGGCUCUGAUUGGACUGGUAUCAAGCGCGAGCUGUACCUGUAGGACUUAAUAGGUAAGCAUUGACGCCUGCUGCAUUGGAGUUACGUGCUGGUAUUUAUAUAUGUUUUUUUUUUGCUUAUCUCGUUUCUCUGCGCCUGGACAGCCCUCUUUCAAAAGCCUAAUCCCAGAGCCGGUAGCCACCUCACUAUCGCACUGCCUAAACGCUCUGUGUGAUUUAUUUUCGUGUUUAUUGUUGUUAGUAGCACUCCUGACAGCACUUGAAUUUUUUUUUUUCAGACGAAUGGAACGCUACUCUCAUGCUGGUACUUGUGCAAGGGUUUACCAGUGCGGUACGAUUUAGAAGAAAAUCGCUCUACCUGCUUUACAGAUGCAUGGGAGGUUGGCGAAUGCAACUCCAGUAAAUGCAUCAAGACCCGGCCACUAACACUGACGUCGGUAGCAACAGAGACCACGAUCACCAAGAGAUCACUUCGGCCCAAUAAAGGCCAGACUUCACCCUCACGUGGCAGGAGAAAACGAAAAUGCACACGUGCCACCAAGCGCACAGAGUCAGUCACAAGAAGCUGUCGCUACCGAUGCCUCGGAAAACCACUGAAACUGGAGGUGGAACCGGACGGAACGCCGUGCAGACCUUCGCCCAGGAGACGUGGUUUCUGCUUGCAAGGGCGCUGCAAAAAGAAGCACCCUGAAACUGAGACACCUGAGGAACCAAAGACCGUCACUCCUGAUCAGCAACAUUACCUGCUGCCUUUAAAUUGUUCACACCUCAAAAAGAAGACCACGAGUGACGGCGCUGUCAGAACAUGCUCCUUCAUAUGCAAAACAGAAAAGGCCCGCUUCUUAGUCGUCGAGGAAAAGGGGACGCCCUGUGUGGGCAGCCGGGGCCAACGAGGUGUUUGUAUCGGCAGGAUAUGCCGAAGGCUACCAUCGGUUACGAUGUUGUCCGCAGCUUCGAAAAAGGGGAGCAAGACGCGCCAAUCUCAGACAAAAACUACCCCAACGGUUUUUUUAAUUGCAAGUUCUUUGGCGCAUAAGCCUAAUGGUACGCCUUCCUUGUACGUCACGGAAGGGGGCAGUUCUGCCUAUCGUAGCGGAUCCACAACCCCGUGGGAAGGUAGUUCAGAAAGUGUCGCUGCAUUAUGGAAACUUAGCACUGAGACCAAAGCACGCUUAUAUUCUACGGUCACUGCGAGCAUAUCUGCAGGUAGAUCAUUCAGUCCAGAUUCACGGGUGCAUUUUACUACUAGAGAAAAGAUUUUCUUCGAACAGCAGGGCUCAGAUACUGACGGUGGACAUGCAGCAAGCGCUAAAGAAUUCCCACCUAAAACAGAGGCAAACAAAGAAGCAUAUGCACGCACGCAAGAAUACGCAGAAUAUUCAACCAUGGUACCAGCGACCAAGGAUACUUCCACACAAGGUACAAUUAAAUUCGAAGUUAAAGUCACAUCGAUAGAGCCUCACCUCGGCGAAAAACGGCUGAUGGAAUCAAAUGACUCAGUCAAAUCUAUGCUUGGUACAAUGCCUUCUAUUAGGAGGCAGCCACUGACGAAUUCUGAUAUUGGAGACGAACGAGGAGUAGAUCAAAAAGUAGACCUUCUCUGUCAUAAAACCAGCAGUGAAAACCUUGUUCUGUCAUUAACACCAAAAAUAUAUUACACGACUUCUACGGUCUGUCCUACCAGCGAAUCGGAGAGUACUUUAUCCACUGUAUUAUCAGAAGCCUCACAGUUUUCGAGAGCCGUCAAUAACCACAGCAGUGCUACGGCUUCCCGUCAUAUUGCGAAAGAAACGUCUGAUGACGACAUGGCUGGAACACUUACUACUGAAGUGUUAACUAUUCAGACCGCUCCUGUUGAUGAUCAGGAGAAAACAAAAGCAGAGGAGCAGCAAACAACAUCAGCAGCUAGAAAAGCAGACGCUGUGAUGAAUUCAAAAGAAGGAAGUGAUACAUUUAUCGCGAAGUCCGCCACUCCAGUAUCGAGGACGGAAGAAAGACAUGAAAUGUCGCCUGAAAAUCCCCUACUUAUUAAGUCUACCUUAGCGUAUCAUGCAGAAAUCGUGCCUGCCGCGAGUACGCCAAUGUUGAUCACCCCACGCUUCGUUACGACACCGACUGCAUCAUUUCGCGGAAUCGACUUUGCACACAAGCAUCGGGCUGAAACCGCGCGUCAAAACGCUUCCCAAAUUGCAGAGCGUGAACGCUUUCGGAGAAUUUUGACUUUUCUUGUGGAUCAAACACGGCCUAUGGGGAACUUCAGAGCCACCCCAGUCACCACAACACUUGAUGCGGACGUCGAUGCACCUUUCAUACCAGACACCAAAUUAGCUGCGACAGACAUCUUCGUAGCGCCGUUUGCGCAGACAACCUCGGCCGAUCGAAAUCGCCUUGGUGCCUUAGAAGCAACGAUGAAGGGCCGAGAACCCUUCAUUGUUUUUACUGACUUUUUUCAGAAGUUCGCAACUCGAUCAAUGACUAAUUCAACCGCUCCGCCGACUCAGGAUAACAUACGUUCGUUCGGUAAGUGAGCUCCUGAUUGGUUGAUUGCAAAUUGGUGGACGGCUUCAUGGACAGCUGAAGACACUAUCGGAGUCCACCAGCAGUUUCCUCACUAGUUCAGAGAACACGCAUUAGAGGGCCAAGAGGGCAACCUUAGCCUCGAGCCAAUAUUUCAAAGUGCGACCCUUUCUUCGUGUGAGCCCUUAGGCACAGGCGGUUGUGAAACGUUGUCUCGAAGCGGUUGCUUCCAUUGAUCGCCUACUAUUAAUCGAUUAUCUUCCUGUGAUGUCGUUGCCUUGUACGAUGUUGACAGAUUUACCAUAUCGAAAGAAAGGGAAUAUUACAUGAGGUUCACGUCAUGCCGAUUGCAUACGAAACAGCAGAUAUCUACGAGUGGUGUAUGUUAUCCUACAAAAUCUUUGUAAUAAAAUAUGCUCAUAUUUUUCAAAA
Molecule: messenger RNA, 2984 nt
Organism: Dermacentor andersoni
Lineage: Eukaryota; Metazoa; Arthropoda; Arachnida; Ixodida; Ixodidae
Source: RefSeq, a predicted model, not a curated record